AUGAAGCCUAAAGAUGUUACAUCCAAGAAUGAAAAAUCGUUGCUGAAAUCAAUUUGUGGAAAUGUACGAAAGGAUAAGAAGGGGAAAAUUAAAUUCAAAGUGGGUAAUAAAGUGCGAAUCAGCAAGUAUAAAACUGUUUUCGAAAAAGGCUAUAACCCCAACUGGACAACUGAAAUAUUUACAAUUAAAAAAGUGCAAAAUACCACUCCCGUAACAUAUAAGCUGGUUGAUGGAAAAGAAGAUGCAAUUGAAGGUGGCUUCUACCAAGAGGAGUUGAGUCACGUCAUGUAUCCAGAUGUGUUUCUCGUUGAGAAGGUGCUGAAGAUGCGGGGGAAGAAGGAAUAUGUCAAGUGGCUGAGAUUUGAUAAAACUCACAACAGUUGUAUAGACUCUAAUCAAAUGUAA
Molecule: messenger RNA, 405 nt
Organism: Fopius arisanus
Lineage: Eukaryota; Metazoa; Arthropoda; Insecta; Hymenoptera; Braconidae
Exons: 1
Coding region: 1-405 (134 amino acids)
Source: RefSeq, a predicted model, not a curated record